AGGGCAGCGCGAUCAGACCUGGCCACUCACAGCUUCGAAGGCGACGACAGCAACGGAACCAACACCCGCUGAGCUUCCCUUCGCUUCUCCGUGUCUCGCAUCCCUACAUCGCAUUAGCUCCAAGGGCUGUGGACGAGGUCGCGCAUUGAACGUUUCACCUAUCAGGCCUCUUACUUCUCCAUCCUCGCGAGCUUGCCACGAUGGCGAUGGACCAGUCUCUCAUUAAGCUGGUCAACAAGCUUCAGGAUGCCUUCAACAACGUCGGGAUUCAGAAUAACAUCGAUCUGCCCCAGAUCACAGUGCUGGGCAGCCAAUCUUCGGGCAAGUCUUCGGUGCUCGAGAACAUCGUAGGCCGUGAUUUUCUUCCCCGUGGUACGGGCAUCGUGACGAGACGCCCCCUGGUCUUGCAACUCAUCAACAGACCCGCGGCCUCAUCGGUAGCCAAUGGAUCAGCCAAGUCUUCAGAGAUACUAGCUCCGGCCUCAAAACCCGGCGAGACAAAUCCAGACGAGUGGGGAGAGUUCUUGCACCUUCCCGGCGAGAAAUUCCACGACUUUAACAAGAUCCGAGAAGAGAUUGUCCGCGACACUGAGCUGAAGACGGGAAAGAACGCCGGCAUUAGCCCGCAGCCUAUCAAUCUUCGUAUCUACAGCCCCAGCGUUCUGACGCUCACCCUUGUUGAUUUACCAGGCUUGACAAAGGUGCCUGUUGGGGACCAGCCUCGAGAUAUCGAGAGGCAGAUCCGUGAGAUGGUGCUCAAGUUUAUCAGCAAGCCCAACGCCGUCAUUCUCGCCGUUACAGCUGCCAACACGGAUCUGGCCAACUCUGACGGCUUGAAGCUGGCCCGCGAGGUGGACCCAGAGGGAACGAGGACCGUGGGCGUGUUGACAAAGGUGGACCUGAUGGACCAGGGGACUGACGUCGUCGAUAUUCUGGCCGGUCGAGUCAUUCCUCUCCGCCUGGGUUACGUCCCUGUGGUCAACCGAGGCCAGCGCGACAUUGACUCAAAGAAGCUUGUCAGCGCUGCAUUGGACGCCGAGCGGGACUUUUUCCAGAACCACCCCAGCUACCGAAGCAAGGCACAAUACUGCGGAACCCCCUUCCUGGCCAGGAAGCUCAAUACAAUCCUUAUGCACCACAUUCGCAACACCCUCCCAGACAUCAAGACGAGAAUCCAGACGCAACUUCAAAAGUUUCAAGCCGAACUUACAUCCCUGGGUGGCCCGCUGGGAGACGCCAACAGCGGCAACAUCGUUCUUACCAUCAUUACCGAGUUCUGCAACGAGUUCCGGACCGUCAUUGACGGCAACUCCAACGAUCUGAGCGUCUCGGAGCUGGCUGGCGGCGCGAGAAUCAGCUUCGUGUUCCAUGAGCUCUUUUCGAAUGGAGUCCGGGCCAUUGAUCCUUUUGACACGGUCAAGGACGCCGACAUUCGAACGAUCUUGUACAAUUCUUCCGGCUCAUCCCCUGCGCUCUUUGUCGGCACCACUGCAUUCGAGGUCAUUGUCAAGCAGCAGAUUAAGCGGCUCGAGGACCCCUCGCUCAAGUGCGUCAGCCUUGUCUACGACGAGCUCGUGCGGAUCCUCGCGCAACUGCUUGCCAAGAAUCAACAAUUCCGAAGAUUCCCUGCGCUUCGGGAAAGGUUCAACAGCGUCGUCAUUGCCUUCUUCAAGCGGUGCUUGCAACCGACGACGAAGCUUGUGACCGACAUUGUGCUGGCCGAGGCGUGCUACCUCAACACUGGUCACCCUGACUUCAUCUCGGGCAACAAGGCCAUGGCUAUUGUCACUGAGCGUCACAGCUCGAACCAGGUGCAGGCGCCCAGCGAUCCGAAGAAGAACCCACACGUGAUCAACAAUGACAAGGACCUUGAUGUCAACAUCAGCAACCAAGGCUUCUUUGGCAGCUUUUUCAGCGGCGGCAAGGCUUCGGCAAAGGAGCGAGCCAAGCACGCCUCGAUGGAGCCGCCGCCCCCGUCGCUCAAGGCAAGCGGCCAGCUGACGGACCGCGAGACGAUGGAGGUCGAGGUGAUCCGGAUGCUGAUCAUGUCGUACUUUAAUAUUGUCAAGCGCACCAUCAUCGACAUGGUGCCCAAGGCGACGAUGCUCCAUCUCGUCACCUUCGCCAAGGACUCGUUGCAACGCGAGCUGCUCAAGGAGCUCUACCAGUCCGAAGUCAUGAACGAGCUGAUGCGAGAAAGCGACCACGUUGUGACGAGGCGCAAGGAGUGCGUCAAGAUGAUCUCGGCCCUCGAGAGCGCCUCGGAGAUUAUUGCGACUGUUUAGACUGUGGAUUUCUUUCUUCUAAUCUCUCCCCCCCUUAUUUCCUGCCUCCUGGGCUUCCCGAAGAUAUCUCUUUUGGCAAGACGAGAAAGAAAUGUGAAACGCUGCUACAUGUAGCUGCAGCUGGGUGCUGUGACGGACCGUGACGAGGAGGUGUUGGUUUCA
This is a messenger RNA of Acaromyces ingoldii, 2447 nucleotides long. RefSeq lists its product as hypothetical. The transcript has 7 exons. NCBI's taxonomy places the organism in Eukaryota, Fungi, Basidiomycota, Exobasidiomycetes, Exobasidiales, Cryptobasidiaceae. Gene Ontology annotation, cellular component: membrane; cytoplasm; peroxisome. Gene Ontology annotation, molecular function: GTP binding; GTPase activity; microtubule binding. The record is from RefSeq and is a predicted model, not a curated record. Gene Ontology annotation, biological process: peroxisome organization. Bases 201 to 2285 code for a protein of 694 amino acids.